This is a messenger RNA of Drepanopeziza brunnea f. sp. 'multigermtubi' MB_m1, 3666 nucleotides long. RefSeq lists its product as uncharacterized. Gene Ontology annotation, molecular function: protein binding; structural molecule activity. The record is from RefSeq and is a predicted model, not a curated record. Gene Ontology annotation, biological process: intra-Golgi vesicle-mediated transport; retrograde vesicle-mediated transport, Golgi to endoplasmic reticulum; intracellular protein transport. NCBI's taxonomy places the organism in Eukaryota, Fungi, Ascomycota, Leotiomycetes, Helotiales, Drepanopezizaceae. Gene Ontology annotation, cellular component: COPI vesicle coat.
AUGGCAACCACUUCCUCCCCUAAUAUGCUCACAAAGUUCGAGUCCAAGUCCUCGAGAGCGAAAGGCAUUGCUUUCCAUCCCAAAAGACCGUGGAUUCUUGUCUCCUUACAUUCUUCGACCAUCCAGCUAUGGGACUACCGUAUGGGAACGCUGAUUGAUCGCUUUGAAGAGCACGAUGGCCCGGUACGAGGAAUUGACUUUCACAAGACACAACCUCUCUUCGUUUCUGGUGGGGAUGAUUACAAGAUCAAGGUCUGGUCGUAUCAGACUCGCAGGUGUCUCUUCACCCUAAACGGCCAUUUGGACUACGUUCGCACUGUCUUCUUCCAUCAUGAGCUUCCCUGGAUCAUUUCCAGCUCUGAUGAUCAGACAAUCAGGAUUUGGAAUUGGCAGAACAGAUCAUUAAUUUGCACAAUGACUGGCCAUAACCACUACACGAUGUGCGCCCAGUUCCACCCUAAGGACGACCUGGUAGUUUCGGCCUCCCUCGAUCAGUCAGUGCGUGUAUGGGAUAUCUCUGGUCUGCGGAAAAAGCACUCGGCGCCAACAUCUAUGACAUUCGAGGAUCAAAUGUCGAGGGGAAACCAAAACCAGGCAGACAUGUUCGGAAACACAGAUGCUGUGGUCAAAUUCGUACUAGAGGGACACGACAGAGGUGUGAACUGGGUCGCUUUCCAUCCUACACUUCCCUUGAUUGUUUCGGCGGGCGAUGAUCGAUUGGUAAAGCUAUGGAGAAUGAGCGAAACGAAGGCAUGGGAGGUCGACACUUGCAGAGGUCAUUUCCAGAAUGCAUCAGGAUGCUUGUUCCACCCCCACCAGGAUCUGAUAUUGUCAGUGGGCGAAGACAAGACGGUUCGAGUUUGGGAUCUCAACAAGCGGACUUCUGUACAGUCGUUCAAGCGGGAGAACGAUAGAUUCUGGGUUAUUGCCGCUCAUCCAGAAAUCAACCUUUUCGCAGCUGGUCACGACAACGGAGUUAUGGUUUUCAAGCUUGAGCGAGAGAGACCAGCCUCGGCCUUCUACCAGAACAACUUAUUCUUCAUUACGAAGGAUAAGCAGGUUCGCUCUUACGACUUCCAAAAGAAUAUUGAGAGCCCAACGCUGUUGACCUUGAAGAAGCUUGGCAGCCCAUGGGUCCCACCCCGAUCCUUGUCAUUCAAUCCAGCGGAGAGAGCUAUCCUUGUCACUUCUCCGGCGGACGGAGGUUCUUACGAACUGAUCAACCUACCCCGAGACGGUUCCGGGGAUACCACUGACACCAAGCGAGGUCAAGGAAAUUCAGCUGUAUUUAUCGCUCGUAAUAGAUUUGCUGUUUUCACUGCUGCCAACCAGCAAAUCGACAUCAAGGACCUCUCAAAUUCGACUACCAAGACUAUCAAGCCUCCCACUGGAACCACGGACAUCUACUUCGGAGGAACUGGUAAUAUCCUCCUAAUUACUCCCACCGCCGUCCACCUCUAUGACGUCCAACAAAAGAAGUCAACAGCGGAACUGGCUGUCAGUGGCGUCAAGUACGUCGUUUGGUCUAACGAUGGGCUGUAUGCUGCGCUUCUCAGCAAACACAAUGUCACAAUCGUGACCAAGACUUUGGAACAAGUCAGCACACUCCACGAGACCAUCCGAAUCAAGAGCGCAACCUGGGACGAUGCUGGUGUUCUUCUCUACUCUACCCUUAACCAUAUCAAAUACACAUUGCUCAAUGGUGACAAUGGCAUUGUACGCACUCUUGACCAAACUGUGUACCUUGUCCGAGUGAAGGCGCGAACCGUCUACUGCCUGGACAGGAACGCCAAGCCCAAGAUCUUGAACAUUGAUCCCACGGAAUACCGAUUCAAGCUUGCGCUCGUCAAGCGAAACUACGAGGAAAUGCUCCAGAUCAUCAAGAACUCAAGUCUUGUCGGUCAAAGCAUCAUUUCGUACUUGCAGAAGAAGGGAUACCCCGAAAUCGCUUUGCAGUUUGUUCAGGACCCACAAACACGGUUCGAGCUUGCGAUUGAGUGUGGUAAUCUCGAUGUUGCAGUUGAGAUGGCAAAGCAAUUGGACAGACCCAAGCUCUGGUCAAGACUGACUACGGAGGCUCUCGCACAUGGCAAUCAUCAGAUUGUCGAGAUGACCUACCAGAAGCUGAGACAAUUCGAUAAGCUCUCGUUCCUGUAUCUCGCUACUGGAGAUGAAGCCAAACUCACUCGAAUGGCUAAGAUUGCGGAACAUCGUGGCGAUUUCACAGCCCGAUUCCAAAAUGCCUUGUACCUUGGAGAUGUCAACGACCGGAUAGCUAUGUUCAAGGAAAUUGACCUUUAUCCACUCGCGUACAUGACUGCCAAAGCUCAUGGUCUCGAGGACGAAUGCCAAUCCAUCCUCGAAGCUACUGGCCUUACAGAAGAUGAGAUCACUCUCCCCGCAAUUGGCUCACCACUCUCUCCCCCAAAACCAAUUGUCUCCACUUUCAAGGCCAACUGGCCAACGAAGGCAACAUCUCAAUCGUUUUUCGAGAAGGCACUUCUCGGCGAAGUCGAAGGCUUAUCAUUAGAAGACGAGCCAGCAGUCGCAUCGAAUGGCUUCGGCUUUGAUGACGCUGGCGAUGAAGUUGCCAAGCGAAAUGGGGCUCUUGAUGAGGUCGAUGACGACGAGGACGCAGGAGGAUGGGAUAUGGGUGAUGACAUAGUCCCAGAAGUCGAGAGUGACUUUGUCAAUGUCGACAGUGCUGAGACAGGUGGUGCGGGGAGCAGUGAAGCAGACCUGUGGGCUCGCAACUCUCCGAUCGCCGCGGAUCAUGUGGCUGCCGGCUCAUUCGAGACCGCUAUGCAAUUGUUGAACAGACAACUCGGUGCGGUCAACUUCGCCCCUCUUAAGCCGCGGUUUCUGGAAGUCUACUCGGCUUCGAAGACAUACCUUCCCGCGUCGAGUGGCCUGCCUCCUCUAAUCAACUACGUCCGUCGUAACGUCGACGAGACUGACCCCCGAAACGUCCUUCCCAUAAUUCCUCGAGAUCUUGAAACGCUUGCCGCCGUUGACCUCCAGGAUGGGUACAGCGCGAUGAAAGCCAACAAGCUGCAAGAUGGUGCGGCUAUCUUCCAAAAUAUUCUCCAUGCUCUCCUGGUAAAUGCAGUCUCGUCAGCCUCGGAGGUUGAGGAUGCUAAGAAACUCAUUACCACCGCAAGCGAGUACACCGUUGCCAUGGGCAUUGAGUUAGCUCGACGGAACCUUGGCACUGAUGCCGAGGUCUCACAGUCACCUGAGAAGCUCAAGCGUAGUCUGGAACUCUCCGCAUAUUUCACCAUUCCCAAACUCGAGGUCAAUCACAGAGUCCUCGCUCUGACCAGUGCCAUGAAGUUGGCCUUCACGAAUAAGAACUACAACUCGGCGUUGAGCUUCGCGAAUAGAAUGCUGGCUAAUCCUGCGCCAGUGAAGAUGCUCGAGAACGCCAAAAAGAUCAAAGCCAACUGCGAAAGGAACCCUAAUGAUGCUGUGGAGAUUGAGUUUGAUCAGUUCGCCGACUUUGAAGUCUGUGCCGCCUCCUACACACCCAUCUACGGCGGCUCAUCGUUCGAGGUGUGCGCCUUCGACGGAAGCAAGUACCAGACUAAGUAUAAGGGGACGAUUUGCGCGGUAUGCGGUGUCUGCGAGAUUGGAAAGAACGGCAGUGGGUUGAAGCUCAUUGCAUGA